Molecule: messenger RNA, 4527 nt
Organism: Electrophorus electricus (electric eel)
Lineage: Eukaryota; Metazoa; Chordata; Actinopteri; Gymnotiformes; Gymnotidae
Source: RefSeq, a predicted model, not a curated record
CUCCAGACGACCAGUUCCCUUCAUAACGACUUCUCCUUUUAUGUCACGAUCUGAGCUGUCCUUUGUCCCAGCUGCUGAUGGAGUUCACGUCUGUAUGUUGGCAGCUGGUGGUCAGAAGCUUGUGUAUAAGUAGCUAGCACGGGCUGUCUGAUUGAAGCGGAGUUGUAUGACAGGUCUGGCGUUACGUCAUUCGCAACUCUGGUUUGUCGCUGUCAGCACUGAUCUGUUUAAUCCUACAACUGUUAAUCAGUACAGUUACCAUCAAGCUGUUUAGCGUCGGUGUUGCAAACAGUUGUAUCAGUUGCAGGUACACGGAUGGUUCUGUUAUAGCUAAACUAGCUAUUGUGAUUUCUGUUCCUCCCUGAUUCAGGUGCUCUUUGACAUGCAGCAGAAGUUGUGCACCCGCAACACGACGCUGUUUGUGGAGAAUGGGCAGGCGUGUGGCGCAGGGGUGUCGGCCCAGCUCCAGUUCCAGUGUCCCCGGUGCAGCGAGCGCGACAGCUUUCACAGCAUGGCAGCACUGCUGGCACACCUGGAGUACAGCCAUGCGUCGCCCGCUGGGCAUGACCUGAGCCUCCCAGCCAGCAGGGCGCGCUCACACUCUGACCGCAGAGAGGCGCACAAGAGGGCCACUGCCGAGACUCGGACAAUAAAAGAUGUGUGCUCCGACACUCACUCCAGCAGGAGAGGGGAGCACGAGCUGCUGUUCAGCUCGGAGCCCCUCCCACCUGAGCGGCCCGCAGGCCAGCAACUGGAACGCCCGCGCUCCCCGGAGGAGAGCCCGGGCAACGAGGCGGCACCCGCGGGCUCCAGGUCCCUCUCCGCUCCGGUGGCCUCCGUCGGGCAGAGGCUGGAGGGCAUGAUGAGGACGGCCAACAGCAGCAUGGAGCGCCACCUGCUCCGCAUCAGCUCGGCGCUGGCUCAGACGGACACGGCGCUCCUGUGCGAGCGCGCUCACUGGCACCACCUGGCCCAGGAGCGGCAGGAGGUACUGCAGCGCGAGAGAGCCCUCAGCAGACAGGUGGACGCUGCCGUGAUGGUCAUCGCCACCUUGCGGCAGCAGCUCAGCGUCUCUGAGCACGAGCUGAAGCGGAGGGAGCAGGAAGUGAAAACCAUUCAGAGGUUUCUGGAAGCGGCAGCGCAUCAUGAAAUGUGUGGGAAGGUCCGUUUGCGACGGUUCAUCGAGAACCUUCUGCGGCGGAUCGCCCUGGCAGAGAGGCUGCUAGAGUACUACCAGUGCUACCAGUGCACUCCACACCAGCACUGCUGCACACCUCACCCUGCACCUACUUCAGCUGAGUUUGGCCCACACAGAACUACCAAAAGCAGGUCCACAGGAGAACAGCUUCUCCGUGAGGAAGGGCAAGCGCAGGGAUCUCGGUCCAGGUGGCAGGCGACCCGAACCUCGUCGGGGAGGGAGGGCCAUCAGGGCUGGCUCCAGCGCAGGAGAGACGGUGGGGUCGUCACUCUCAGCCGUCUCAGUUUGGAAUGGUGUUCGGCUGGCGGUUCCGCGGGGCCCAGGUCUGUCUAAGUAUGGCAUGGUAUUGUUUUGAAACCAAGUAAACUCUCUUUGCGCAGUGCUGUUACACUCCCAUCUGUAGAGCAGUGGAUGACCGAUAUGUCAAUGUCAGUAUUUAGAGAGCAGGGCGACCGAUUGCCGAUAUAAAAAGCUGAUGUCAAGCUGAUAAAAUACAGUUUAAUUAACAAUAACAGUAAUAAUAAAUGAGACAAAAUUGAACUUAAAUGAACAUUUAUUUAACUAUAAAUAGGUAUUGCUUAAAUUAUUGUAUGCACUGUCUGUUUGUACUCUGCAGUGCACUUAUUUUAAAUAAAUAAAACGUAUCAGUUAAAUGAAUGUCCACAGGUAAUAAAACCAGUAGGGUGCAUGAGUUAUAGUAGAGGGCUCGAAGUUUUUCACCACCUUCCCAAAACUGUCGCGAAGCAGAUUUCUGUAUGUUUGUUUAGGUUUGUUGACAGACUCAUUACAAACCAAAUAGCCAGUCUAAGCGAUCAACAAAUGAGGGGAGGAAAAACUGUUUGCACAAUCUGCUCAUAUCAUCUAACAAGUGAUUAGAGCUGACAAUAACGUGAUACCGCGGAGAUUCUGCCCUUCCUAUAGUUAAGCUACACACACACACACACACAAAACAAAAAAACAGAGAGACAGACAGACAGACAGACAGACAGAGUACUGAAACUGUAUGUUAGCUAGUCAGAAACCCAUAAGGUUCGAUCCCCAAAACGUUGGCAGGUUAACAUAACACAACAAGUUUAAUCUCCCAUUAGCAAAUGUAACCGACUGUAUUUACCGUUGGAUAUCUAACCCAUCCUAUGUCUAUCAAAUCAAUCAUUUAUGGUAGCAGAUUGUUAAGUUUAAACAAGAACAAUAGUCUCUUUAAACUCUGUAAGAUAAGCUAGCCAGCGUUAUAUAGUUUAGUUUUUACCGAAUAUCAUUAUUCGCAUUUCUCAAUAAAUGUUCGGAAUCAAUCUAAUAUUAUUAAGAGUGACCACUUAAAUAUAUUAAGCUGUGAAAGACAGGAAUUAACGUUUUACCGUUUUCUCUCAGGAAACGUUACGUCCAGCAUUGGCACGCACUAUUUCACGGCACCCGCUGACGUCUGCCCGUAGGAUGGCAGUAAAGACAGCAGGCGGCGCUCUAACAUCGCGCCAUCUAACGCCGAUCAUCUCAAAAUGGCAUUAAUGGGCCCGAUUAACAGCAUUAACCAGCCGAUAUAUCGGUCGACCAUUCUUGGAGAGUGCCAUGAAGCUGAAAGAACACUGGUAACAUUAAAACUGCCCUUUAAAUGUACACAUACCUACCAAACUAAGUAGUUUUACAUUCUAAAGUGGUAAAGUGGUUCUAAUCUUAAGAAAACUGAAUGCUUAAUGUCUAACCAGUACUCCAAUUGUGCAAUAUAAAUGUACUGUAUAAUAUAUUAACACGUUAAAGAAAUUCUGUUGUGGAUAGGUCAGAAUUUGUAGUAUUCUGAACUUGCAGUUAGUUUGUGUUUGGUUAUAUGUUAGUAGAAUCUGUUUUCUUAGGGGAAAAACACUAAUAUUCAAGUAUUGUUUGUUCUUGGGUCACCAGUGUUUACUUUGUAGGUGCUGUUGCUCAUUAUGGAUGUUUGAGACAAUAUCUGAUGCAUUAAUGCGCAUAACAUAUAGUUUAGUGGUAUGACUGCCCGAGGACGUAUAUACACACGUUAGGGUUGCACGAUAUAGACAAAACACUACAUUUAGAUUGUAUUGCUGUAUUUUGCAGUGUGCCUUGCAGAGUGUUUAAUACACAUUGGUAAAUGCUUGAUGCAACAUAGUUGACUCGGCCUGCAUUACUUAGACCAAAAUUGUUUAUUUGAUCAAAUAAUCUCCAUUACCCCAUGAAGGAUAGAUGAUCUAUCGAUCUAUCGAUCUAUCGAUCUAUCUAUCUAUCUAUCUAUCUAUCUAUCUAUCUAUCUAUCUAUCUAUCUAUCUAUCUAUCUAUCUAUCAUAAAAGAACAGCCAUAAAAACCUUAUUUACCAACCUUAUGCAGUAUUGCUACUGCAAAGCACAGUAGCAGAACAAUUAACAAGGAAUAUAUUGUGUAGCCCUAACACAUGACCCCAACAAUGUACUGACUAUUUCGUGAAUUGCCUUCUAACAGUAGCCAUCCUAAAAUAACACUGCAGUUUAACAGAGGACAACUACACAAAAGGCCAUAAGAUUAAAAGCAGCACUAACUUUGCUUAAAAAACAACAACUCAAAACAUUACAAUUUUAAAUUGAAUUAUGGAGCUUAACACAGAACAAAAGUGUUUCUGAAUUGUUAUUGAAUUCAUAAAUUGAUUAGGCUUGAACCAUCUUAAUUUGUUCUUGCCUUCUGCAUUCAUUGAAAUAUCCUCCUUGAGCUUUAAUGACAGCUUACCACAUUCGGGACCUCUGUUUGUGCCGUUUCAGCAGGUCUGAAUGUUUUCGAUGGUACGUCAAGAGCUCCUUUAUGACUGGCGGGAUGUGCCUGCCACAAUAAUUGAUCGGCUUCAUCUCACAUGGGCUAGAUUUGCCGAGCGAUCAGGCGAAUGGUGGAACCAAACAUUUUUCAUACUAUACGUCUCUGUUCUAUCCUGACUGAGGAGUUCUAGUGUUUUGGAUGAUUGCCCUGUUGCAGAGUAAAGUUCUGUCCUGGCAUUUUCUGCAGUCAUCGCUUGCUUCCAUACUUUUGGCCUGUGGUGUACCUUUGAUUGGUAAUAUUAUCUCAAUCUGCUCUUCAUAUUAGCAGAAGUAGUUUUUGGGGGGGUAUCUUGUUAGUGAUGCUUCAGUAGAACUCGUCUCCGUUGGUCUGAUGAGUAAUUGUGCACGGGAGAUGGAGGUACAUGGGUGCCAAAGUUUUGGACGUUACUGUAGCAGUUGUAAAGGUGAUGUAGUUAGCCUGCAUUUUCUGUGUCAAGAGUUCAGUCUGACAUUUCAGAUUUAAAAUGGAUCUUAACUUCUGUGGUUUUCCAAAGUAUUACAUGGUUUGCACCUUAUUAAUUAUGAACAUGUUCUUAUUUUGU